CAGCAAACCAAACUGAGGCCUACAGCGAAGGAGGCAUACACAUGUAUCACUACACUUCUGUUUAGGUAUCGGUAUUUAACCGAGUCAGAAAGGAAAACAUUCCCUUCGAACCUCUCAUUUUUUCCUCAUCAGACUUUCACUUCUGAACUCCAAAAUUCCACUCAACUAUCAUCACUGGCACUUCUCUUUACCGACCCGAAGAUGGCUUCCAGCACCAUCACCUCCCUGUCUCAUUCAGAGCUAGCUAGCCUUUCGGCCCCCGAUGGCAAAAUAACUGGGGUUCAGCACCUUGCCUCUUACAACUGGCUCGAGAGGCCAGCGGCAACGAUCUCGGUUCCUGGCGGGCCCCCUCGUUGGUCGCCGCCCUCCCACGCCCCGAAGCUGACUCCCGAUGCCGGCACGGUCUACAUCGAUCAGAACGCCGCUCGCAACCCGCGCUCUCCGCUGGAGCCGCUCUUCCUCGCCCUCUACACGGAGCACCCAGAUUUCAACAUCGGAGAUGUGGAUCUCGUCACGGAUCGGAACAACAUCCGCAAGCUCCUGCGCUUCGUGCAAGGGUCGUCCACCGACCCGUUUCAGAUCCGCGUCGAGGUGGCUGGCAAGAAGACCGCUUUGUUCACGCGCGUGGAGGAGAGGACCACGGAGACCAUCCAGGGCUUCCGCGGCUACGGCCACAGUUUUGAGAAGGCAUACACCAAGGGCCAGAGUGACAGUGCCGGCCACCACAGGAUUGUUUCGUACGCUUUUGGCGGGCUGCGGUGCAUCGUCCGGCAUGAGGUUGACGGCUACGUCCAUGACAAAAAGGCUGCGGUGGACGUUGCGGACGACCUCGGCGAUGCGAUGAAGAAACUGGCCAUCUCCAAGCCGGGAGUCGCCAUCAAAUAUCCCGGGAUGCUCAGCAUUGAGGAACAAGGCAAUGCGGUGGAUUUGUCGACGACUCUGGAGAUCAAGACUCGAGCGUCCCACCGUGCGCUCGACAUGGCGGAUGUUUCGCCGCAGCUCUGGAUCUCGCAGACUCCGCGCCUGGUUGUUGGCUAUCACCGGCGGGGCGUAUUCGAUGACGUGCGGCUCAGAGAUAUGACCAGGGACCUUGCGCAGUGGGAAACCAGAAACCAGAAGCAUCUCUCCAUGCUGGCUGGACUUCUGAAGAAGAUCAUCGACGUGGUCGGGUCCGGCAGUGGUGACCGCAGGGCGCUCGUAAAGUACGAGGGCGGAAGUGUGCUGAAGAUCGUUACCGUUGAGGGAGCUAGGGCGGCACUGCCUGAGUACUGGUAUCCAAAGUGGGAGACGAAGGAAGAGCAGAAGGUAGAGGGCGUCGAUGUGAAAGAGGACACGGAAGGUGCCACGGCGGUGGAAAACAAGAAGGAGGACACGGAUCAGUCGGCUAAGUGAAGUACUACAGGUACUACUAGUACCUAAACUACUAGUAGUAUGGAAUCUCUCUGCUCACAGGAUCAUUAGGUAAGCGUCUGAACUUGGUAACGUUAGUCGGUGGCAUUGCAUUACAGGGUCUGUCUAAGACUGCUUGAACUUGCCGAAAGUUCAAGUAGGCAAGCGUUGCUUUAUUGACUUGUCACCUGAAAUGGCUUUCGGUGGUCUUUCAUUUAUGAUGAUACUAUCC
Messenger RNA from Chaetomium strumarium, 1621 nucleotides. RefSeq lists its product as uncharacterized. The record is from RefSeq and is a predicted model, not a curated record. The transcript has 2 exons. The coding region runs from base 202 to 1392 and encodes 396 amino acids. Lineage: Eukaryota; Fungi; Ascomycota; Sordariomycetes; Sordariales; Chaetomiaceae.